GUCGCGCCUUGCCAUCUUGCUCUUGCAUCAGCCACCCGUUCGCGAGUUUCAUCCUCCACCAGGGCAUCGAAGUCCCCAUCUGGUGGUUCCCUCGGGGCGCACAUAUACUCCCCACUCUCCGCCCGUCAAUACCCGCGAAGCCACGACCUCCAGGUUCUCUCUUACGGCGUAUCUAAUCGACAUGCUGCUCCCCUCUACCCUCGCCCAGUUCUUUGUCCCCUUCGCAUCCCUCUUUCUCCAUGAGCCGAAGGAGGUCACAGACAACGUACUGCGGCUAGAGCUACGACAACUGCACGCCGUAUCGUCUUCCGCGCAGGUCGUCUUCGCUGACGUUCGCGCGCCGAUCUCCUCCCUUGCGGACAGCACCUAUACCUUACGAUCACGAAGGACACGACGACAUAGACCUGCAUCCCUAGACGCAUUCUCGCAAGCGCGCGCGGCGUCUGUACGCUUUGCGCAGACGGUAGACAUACCCUGGGACGAGGACGAGGUAGAGGGGCCGGAUGUAGAGAGCAGGGAGACGCUCCUUCAGCUUGCCAAGAUCACGAACAACGCUUACGUGCCUCCGGACGAUCCGCAGUGGUACGAUCUGGGAGGAGAGUACAACGUGAGCUAUCCAUUCGGCUGGGAGCCUGAUGAUGACGGUUUCCGCGGGCAUGUCUUUGCUACCCCAGACAACAAGACUGUCGUCCUUUCCAUCAAAGGCACCUCUGCCUCCUUCAUUGGUGGCGGGGGACCUACAUCCAAGAAGGACAAGCUGAACGACAACUUGCUCUUCAGCUGCUGCUGCGCGCGCGUUGAUUGGACGUGGACGCCUGUGUGCGGCUGCUAUCGUGCUGGUGGGAAGUGCGAUAUCAACUGUCUGCAGGAAUCCUUGGCGGAAGACAGUUUGUUCUAUCCUGUGGGCACUAACCUAUAUAACAACUUGACAUACUUGUACCCUGACUCCAACAUAUGGGUUGUCGGACAUUCACUUGGAGGUGCGCUAGCUGGACUCAUAGGUGUGACCUUCGGCGCUCCUGUUGUUGCCUUUGAGUCGCCAGGUGAGAAGAUGGCCGCGGGCCGACUUCAUCUCCCAUCGCCUCCCUCCACGCAUCACAUCACGCACGUCUACCAUACUGCCGACCCCAUAGCGAUGGGGACCUGCAAUGGAGUGCUGUCGUCCUGCGCUCUCGGUGGUUAUGCGAUGGAGUCGCGCUGUCACCUGGGGAAGUCGAUUGUCUACGACACCGUCAGCAACCUCUCAUGGGCUGUCGACAUACGGACACAUACGAUCGUGAAUGUGAUCGAGAAGCUGCUUAACGAGCCAUGGCCACCAAGUGUAGAGGUUGGUAGGGAUGUUCCGGAAGCAAUCGCUGAGGAUGACUGCGAAGGGGAAUGCUAUGGUUGGGAGUUCGGCGACUUCCCUGCGUGAUUGAUGACGGCGAAGGUGGAUAUUCUGAGGCUCAGUACGUCGUGUUGUAAGGAUUUUUGUAUCAUAGUUGCUUCACUCUUCGUUUUCUGUUUACCUUGUCGCUGCUACGAAUUGCCAGGGGAGCCGGUGCAGUUCGAGC
This is a messenger RNA of Schizophyllum commune H4-8, 1553 nucleotides long. RefSeq names its product alpha/beta-hydrolase. The coding region runs from base 182 to 1414 and encodes 410 amino acids. The transcript has 7 exons. The record is from RefSeq and is a predicted model, not a curated record. Lineage: Eukaryota; Fungi; Basidiomycota; Agaricomycetes; Agaricales; Schizophyllaceae. Gene Ontology annotation, molecular function: glycerophospholipase activity. Gene Ontology annotation, biological process: multivesicular body membrane disassembly; piecemeal microautophagy of the nucleus; macroautophagy.